AAAAAAUGGUUUUAAAAUUUAAACUAGGAUUUUUUCUUCACAUACCAUUCCCUUCAUGGGAUAUUUUUCGACUAUUUCCAUGGGCUGAUCAAAUUCUUCAAGGAUUGCUAGGUUGCGAUAUGGUUGGAUUUCAUAUAAAAGACUAUUGCAUAAAUUUUUUGGAUUGCUGUUGCCGAAGUUUGGGCUGUCGCGUCGAUAGAAAAAAGUUUAUCGUUGAAUAUGGCAAUCGCAUAGUACGUGUUCGUUCUAUGCCCAUUGGUAUACCUUUUGACCGAUUUGUUGAAAUGGCUCAACGAUCAGCUCCAGUUUUAAACUCACAAUUACAAAUGGUACUGAGUGUAGAUCGCUUAGACUACACUAAAGGGAUAGUACAGAGACUAAAAGCUUUUGAAUUAUUAUUGGAACGAUAUCCCCAGUACAAGGACAAAGUAUUACUUAUGCAAAUAUCUGUUCCAUCACGAACAAAUAUCAAAGAAUAUCAAGACCUUAAAGAAGAAAUAGACCAACUUGUUGGACGUAUAAAUGGGCGUUAUUCUUCUCCUAAUUGGUCACCUAUAAGGUAUAUUUAUGGCUGUGUUAGUCAAAAAAAUUUGACAGCUUUUUAUCGAGAUUCAGCUGUUGCAAUGGUUACACCAAUUAAAGAUGGUAUGAAUUUAGUAGCUAAAGAAUUCGUUGCUUGUCAAAUCAAAAAAAUACCGGGUGUUCUUAUUUUAUCACCAUUUGCUGGGACAAGUGAAACGAUGCAAGAAGCGUUAAUCUGUAAUCCUUUUGAUUUAUUGGAUGUUACUGAUACUUUACACAGAGCUUUAACUAUGUCUGAUGAUGAAAAGAUAUUAAGAAUGAGUGGUUUGAGGCACCGAGAAAAAAAUAAUGAUGUCGACUUUUGGAUGCGUUCAUUUUUAGAAGAAAUGAAUACCAUAAUAAUUGAAGACGGAAAUAAUGUUUUACCAACUAUUAUGCAGCCUCUUACUUUACAGGAUUUCGAAGAUUCUUUAUCUAAGUAUAUUGGCGACACAAGAAAACUGGCAUUAUUACUAGAUUAUGAUGGAACAUUAGCCCCAUUUGUUUUACGUCCAAACCUUGCUGUCUUACCUCCAGAGACUAAAAGUAUCUUAGAAAGAUUAUCUAUUAUACCCGAUGUAUAUAUUUAUAUUAUAUCUGACAGAAAUGUUUACAAUUUAAAGGAAAUGGUUGGUAUUGAGAGUUUUACUUAUGUCGGGUAUCACGGAAUGGAUAUUUUACGUCCCGAUGGCAGUAAAUUUUCAUAUCCAGUACCAGUAGAAUAUAAAAAAAAGGUUGAAGCGUUGGCAAUAAUACUCAGAAGACAAGCUUGUAAAUAUGGUGCAUGGUUAGAAACUAAAAGUUUCUUAUUAACGUACCAUUUUCGUGGAGUUCCUCCUGAAUAUCGACCUGAAAUUCUAGUUACUGCAAAGCGAGUUAUUUUAGAAGCAGGAUUUAAAUUAAUCCAGGCUGAUUGUACCCUUGAAGCUAAACCUCCAGUACAAUGGGAUACGGGACGUGCUUGUUUGCAUAUUAUAAACACUGAUUUUGGCUUAAAAUGGAGUGAAAACAUCCGCAUUAUUUAUGCUGGGGAUGAUAUAACUGAUGAAGAUGCAAUGAAGUCAUUGAAAGGUAUGGCAGCAACUUUCAGAGUGACUCAGUCUCACGUUGUUAAGACAUCUGCUGCACGUCGUCUGCCGAACACUGAAUCAGUGUUGACUAUGUUGAAAUGGAUUGAAAAUCACUUUAACAAACGUAUAUCUCAUCAAGAUUAGUAUUAGUAUUCUUAAUAAUAGUCUAUAAAUGUUAUAAUUACUAUUUACUAAUAAUAAUGGUUAAAGUAAUACAUCCAAUAAAAUGUCUCCAAAAUACUAUUUUUGAGCUGAUAAGUCAAACAGUUUAGAUGACUUUGAUAUCUUUCCAGUGGUGGUGGUUAUUAUAUCCUUAGUAUAAUAUUAAGAUGGUAUUUAAAAAUUAUUCAAUAAACUAAAACAUAUUAUCA
This is a messenger RNA of Sipha flava (yellow sugarcane aphid), 2002 nucleotides long. Its product is annotated as alpha,alpha-trehalose-phosphate synthase [UDP-forming] 2-like. Gene Ontology annotation, biological process: trehalose biosynthetic process. Gene Ontology annotation, cellular component: alpha,alpha-trehalose-phosphate synthase complex (UDP-forming); cytosol. Gene Ontology annotation, molecular function: catalytic activity. The record is from RefSeq and is a predicted model, not a curated record. Lineage: Eukaryota; Metazoa; Arthropoda; Insecta; Hemiptera; Aphididae.